Dictyostelium discoideum AX4 is the source of this 1392-nucleotide messenger RNA. RefSeq lists its product as hypothetical. Gene Ontology annotation, cellular component: cytosol; lysosomal membrane. Lineage: Eukaryota; Evosea; Eumycetozoa; Dictyosteliales; Dictyosteliaceae. The transcript is spliced from 5 exons. The coding region runs from base 1 to 1392 and encodes 463 amino acids. The record is from RefSeq and is a predicted model, not a curated record.
AUGAGAAGAGAUUUUAGAACAGCUUAUUUAAAUGCAUUAGGAUUUAAAGGUGGAUCUCAAUUAAAAACAUCAUUAGAAGCAAUUUUUGAACAUAGAGUAAUAGAUUUAGGUAAAUUAAAGAAAAUUUGUAAUUUAUUUGAUAUACCAAAUCAAUAUAGAUCAAAGGUUUGGAGGAUAUUAUUAGGAGUAACAUCAUCAUAUCAAGAAUCAUGGGAUUUAGUAUUAGAACAACGUACGAUUGAAUAUGAGGAUAUUAAAGAUGCAGUUUUAAGUGUAAAAAGAAAUUUAACAGUACCAUUGAAUUCAUUUUAUUCAAGUUGGAAAGAAAACUCUCAAAGUACUGAUGAACAAGUUAUUAAAAAUGCAAUACAAUUAGCUUCAACUGGUUUAACAAUUAUAUACACUACAAAAGAACAAUACUUUAAUUAUCAAAAUUCAUUAUAUUAUAUUGCAACUGCUGCUAAUCUUAAUCAAGCAAAUAAUAAUAUACAAAAUAACCAAAAUAAUAAUCAAAACCAUAAUACUAAUACUAAUAAUAAUACUAAUAAUCAAAUUAGUAAUCAUAAUAAUAAUAAUAAUAGCAAUAAUCACUAUCAACAUAAUAAUACCCAUCACAAUAAUCAACAUAAUCAACAUAAUCAAAACUCAACAUCAUUUCAAAAGAAACCUCAAAUGGAUUUAUCAUUUUCUAUAUUUGAUCUUCAAAAAGCGAAUAGUAACGAUAAUAAGAAUAAUAAUAAUAAUAAUAAAAAUAAUAAUAAUAAUAAUAAUAAUAAUUUUAAUCAUAAUAGUGGUAUUAGUAAACAUGAUUUAGAUGAUUUAAUAAAAAGAUAUACAACCCAAAUGAAUGUAAAUAAUAAUAAUAAAUCAAAUUUACAAGAAUUUCAAGUUGAUGAAACAUUAAGAUCAAUGGCAGAGGUUUUUUGUUACGUUUGUGAAUCUGAAGUUGAUGCAUAUUGGUGUUUAAAUAAUUUUUUAAAUUUACCUUUAAAACAAUAUGGUCAUAAGGAUAUAGGACUUUGUCAUCAAAUUAAUAGUUUAACUAGAUUAUUAGAAAUUCAUGAUAGGGGAUUAAGUUUUCAUUUUAAACAUCAUAAAAUACAUGUUGACAUGUUUAGUACAGUUUGGUUUAAGAGCUUUUUUACAUGUUGUUUCCCAACAAAUUCAAUGGAUAGAAUAUGGGAUAGAAUUAUUGGUGUUUCUUUGGAUUACAUGGCUUAUAUUUCUUUAGCGAUACUUCAAUCAAAAAAACCUUUAAUUUUGGAUAAAACAAAUAAAACCGACAUUUUAAAUUAUUUAUUGAAUAAAGAUUUGAAUGUAGAUAUGAUUUUAGAAAAGUCUGUAGAGUUAUUUGGUGUUAGUGUUAAUGAAGAAACUGAUCCCGAUGAAUAG